CUCGCGGCCUCCGCCGUCCUCUUCAUGGUCUCCACCGACGACUUCCGCGCGCUCACCGCCUUCCGCCUCCUUGUAGCAGCAGAGUCUUUGCAAUGCCUGUGGAGCCUCUCCCUGGCCGCCGUGGACGUCUACGCGCUUCUUGUGAAGCGCUCCUUCCGGACACCCCGAGCUACCACCAUAUAUUCCACCGGGGACUGGGUCACUGGAGCACUGAGCUUCGCUGCAGCGAGUGGGUCAGCCGCCAUGACCACUCUCAUCAACAACGACCUGCUACUGUGCUCGGAGAACCACUGCCCGACCUUUAUGGCCGCAACCGCCAUGGCUUUCUUGAGCUGGUUCGCCAUCGCGCCAUCCUGUGUCAUUAACCUCUGGGCGGCGGUCUACGCAGUGCAGAGAGCUUAGUCUGUGGAGCAAGAACCAGGCUGUUUGACCAACUUAGGUGGCACAUCUAAUAUAAUUACUACUUACGACUCGGUAUAUUAUCGAUAUUUCUGUAGUAAAAUCAGGGAGUAGCUUGAUGUUCAGAAGGGUGGUUGUGAAGCUCUGCACUUUAUCUCCAGGAGCGUAUGUAUGCCAUCUUAUUAUGCGAGGCUGGCUGGACUGGUGGUUGUGAUCUGGUGAUGACCUGACUGAUGGGCUACUUGUGUAGAGCUCAAGGUUGCUGAUGAUAUGCUCAGUAUGUUCUAUUUCGUGACUUUCGUAUAUUUUGUUAUUGAUAUC
Molecule: messenger RNA, 720 nt
Organism: Triticum urartu
Lineage: Eukaryota; Viridiplantae; Streptophyta; Magnoliopsida; Poales; Poaceae
Product: CASP-like protein 5A1
Cellular component (GO): membrane
Source: RefSeq, a predicted model, not a curated record